GGUGCUGCCAUGUCAUCCUCCUUGUCUGUUAGCUCUCAGUUAAAUAAGGUGCUGCGCUCCUACUACCUCAGCCUUCCUCAGGGAGGUCUCUGUCAGGUCACCUAUGUUUGGAUCGAUGGAUCUGGGGAGGGCCUUCGGACCAAAACCCGAACCUUGGAGUCGGAACCCGGAAGCAUUAAGGAUAUUCCAGAGUGGACCUUUGACGGCUCUAGUACAUACCAGGCUGGGAUUACUGACAGCGACAUGAUUCUUGUUCCAGUGUGUAUGUUCAGAGACCCUUUCACUCUGGACCCCAACAAACUGGUGCUCUGUGAGGUGCUCAAGUACAACCGCAAACCUGCAGACACUAAUCAUCGACAUGUCUGUAAGAAGAUUAUGGAGAAGGUGAAGGACUUCCAUCCAUGGUUUGGGAUGGAGCAGGAGUAUACUCUGCUGGGUAUAGAUGGACAUCCUUACGCCUGGCCAACAAACGGUUACCCCAAACCACAGGGUCCAUAUUAUUGUGGUGUGGGUGCAGAUAAGGCCUAUGGCAGAGACAUUGUAGAGUGUCACUAUAAAGCGUGCAUUUAUGCAGGCAUCAAAAUUUGUGGUGUCAAUGCGGAGGUGAAGCCCUCUCAGUGGGAGUUCCAGGUGGGUCCAUGUGAAGGAAUUGAAGUAGGAGAUCAUCUGUGGAUGGCGCGCUUCCUAUUGCACAGGAUAUGUGAAGACUUUGGUGUCAUCGCCACUCUGGACCCAAAACCCAUCCCAGGGAACUGGAAUGGAGCUGGCUGCCACACUAAUUUCAGCACUGAGGCCACUAGAGCAGAAGGAGGGCUUGAGCAUAUUGAGAAGUUCAUAGAAAAAUUACGUGCACGUCAUGUCCAGCACAUCAGAGUCUCAGAUCCUCAUGGUGGUCAGGACAACAAGAGGAGACUCACAGGCUUUAACGAGACCUCCAACAUUCAUGAGUUCUCAGCUGCAGUAGCUAAUCGUGGAGUCAGCAUCCGUAUCCCCCUGCAGGUUGGCCAGGCUAAGCGUGGCUAUUUGGAGGAUCGCCGGCCUGCCGCCAACUGUGACCCAUAUGUUGUGACCGGAGCUUUUGCUCGGACCUGUCUAAUGGAGGAAGAUGAGGAAAAUAUCUUAAAUGAUCUGGAUAUUAAUGAUUUGGAGUAA
Molecule: messenger RNA, 1152 nt
Organism: Neoarius graeffei (lesser salmon catfish)
Lineage: Eukaryota; Metazoa; Chordata; Actinopteri; Siluriformes; Ariidae
Product: glutamine synthetase-like
Exons: 6
Coding region: 10-1152 (380 amino acids)
Cellular component (GO): cytoplasm
Molecular function (GO): glutamine synthetase activity
Source: RefSeq, a predicted model, not a curated record